ACGCCUAUAAAUUAUAGUUCAUGGGAUAGAGUAGUACUUGUAAGAGAUACAUGGAAUACUGAAGAGCAUUUAAAGUAUACAUGGGAGAAACCUACGAAGGAUGCAUGGGACUUCACAUUGGAUGGUUCUGCAGGUGAAUGGGGUGAAACGCCAGUAGCGCCGCAGUCUGCAGGUGGAUGGGGUGAACUCAUUGAAGAACCAGAAGCAGGUGGAUGGGGUGAAGAGCCAGAAGCGUUGCAGUCUGCAGGUGGAUGGGGUGAAGAGCCAGAAGCGCCGCAGUCCGCAGGUGGAUGGGGUGAAACGCCAGUAACGACAGCUACAGGUGGGUGGGAUGAACUCAUUGAAGAGCCAGAAGCGCCGCAGUCUGCAG
Rhizophagus irregularis DAOM 181602=DAOM 197198 is the source of this 370-nucleotide messenger RNA. Lineage: Eukaryota; Fungi; Glomeromycota; Glomeromycetes; Glomerales; Glomeraceae. The record is from RefSeq and is a predicted model, not a curated record.